This is a messenger RNA of Beta vulgaris subsp. vulgaris (sugar beet), 1974 nucleotides long. RefSeq names its product cytochrome P450 76A2. The transcript has 2 exons. Gene Ontology annotation, molecular function: iron ion binding; monooxygenase activity; heme binding. The record is from RefSeq and is a predicted model, not a curated record. NCBI's taxonomy places the organism in Eukaryota, Viridiplantae, Streptophyta, Magnoliopsida, Caryophyllales, Amaranthaceae. Bases 91 to 1395 code for a protein of 434 amino acids.
CAACUAGUAUGUCAUAAGAUACAAUACUCCUGCCAGCCAAGAACAAGAUGCAACACCACUGAAACAGUGAAACUCACAGAUCUCUCAUCCAUGGAGUGGCCUUUCAGUAUUCCAUUAUGGGCCAUCUUUCUCAUCUUCCUCCCAAUCUUCACCAUUAUCCAACAGAGAAUUCGCACCACGAGGCGACUUCCACCUGGACCACGUGGCUUACCAAUCAUUGGCAACAUGUUUGAUCUAGGAACCAUGCCACACCGAGCCUUAGCCACAUUAGGCACCAAGCAUGGACCAGUCAUAUGGCUAAGGUUAGGCAGUCAAAGAAUCAUGGUUAUUCUGACAGCAGAAAUAGCAGCAGAGUUUUUCAAGCACCAUGACCUCUCCUUUGUUGAUCGUAACAUCAACGAGACAAUGAGGGUCCUCGACUAUCACAAAGGGUCGUUGAUCCUUGCUCCAUAUGGGCCGCACUGGCGAGUGAUGAAGAAGCUCUGUGUGAUUGAGAUGCUGACUAGCAAACGAAUCAGAGAAAGUGCAUCUGUUAGAGAGAAGUGUGUGGCUGAUCUGAUAAAGUGGAUAGAGGAUGCUGCACGAGUUGAUGAUGAUGGCGAGAUUCAGGCGAUUGAAGUUGCUCACUUUGUUUUCCUUGCUGAAUUCAACUUGCUUGGGAACCUCUUACUGUCAAAGAAUCUCUUGGAUCCUAGUUCAAUGAGAGGGUCUGAGUUUUAUGCAGCUAUGAAUGGGUUGACUCAGUGGACUGGUCUUCCAAAUGUCGCAGAUUUUUUUCCCUGGCUAAAAUGGUUGGAUUUGCAGGGAUUACAGCGAAAGACAAAGCGAGACAUGAGAAAACUUUUUGAUAUUUUGACACAGCUUAUGAAGGAACGUAUUCAGGAGAAAGAGAUGCGAACAGAGAAUGGCAAGAAAGACAUUCUGGAUUUGUUGCUGGAAUUUGAAGGUGAUGGGAAGGAGGAACCCCAGAAGUUAUCAGAUUAUCAUAUCAGCAUAUUUAUGUUGGAGUUUUUUAUGGCAGGUACAGAGUCAACAACCAGCACAAUAGAAUGGGCACUAACAGAGCUCCUAGCAAACGUCGAUUCCAUGUCUAAAGUCAAAUAUGAGUUAGAUCAAAUUGUAGGACAACAAAGAGAGUUCCAAGAAGCUGAUAUCGACGAACUUCCAUAUUUACAAGCAGUGAUCAAAGAAACACUCCGCUUACAUCCUCCAGUCCCAUUCCUGGUGCCAAGAAAAGCUGUAGAAGAUGUAAAUUUCAUGGGGUAUGACAUACCUUGUGGCACACAAGUUUUUGUGAAUGUAUGGGCAAUAGGAAGAGACCCAGAAAGUUGGGAUGAUCCAUUGAGAUUCAUGCCUGAGAGAUUUUUAGGGUCAGAAACUGAUUACAAAGGAUAGCAUUAUGAACUAAUACCCUUUGGAGCAGGGAGAAGAAUGUGUGCAGGGGUUCCAUUAUCUCAUAAAAUGCUGAAUCUCAUCUUGGGUGCACUUUUACAUAAUUUUGAUUGGGAGCUAGAGAGUCAUAUCACUCCUGAAACCAUUGAUUGGGAGGAUCGGAUUGGGUUGACGGCUAAAAAACUUGCACCGCAGAAAGUGAUACCGAGGAAGUGCAAAGUCUAAUUGAACUUCAAAUGGAAAAGUUGUUUCUGUAACAAUCAAAGUAUCAAACUCAUUACUCUAUCAUCCGGAUAUUAAGAUGCGAUAAAACGUCCAUCAAAACAUAAGGAGACACCUCCGCUAGACAAUGACUACAAUGACGCUCCCAGCAGUCUCUCUGGAGAAUGUGACACUUCUAGUUAUCUCCCUUCCUAAGGCUGUAAACAAUAUUAAAGUACAAUGUUUCUAAAUUACACAGAAUUAUAAUAGUUUCGUUGAUACUUGAUCCUGACUUUCAGGUAGAGUACUAAACAAGUCUUUAUUUGCUUCUAAAUAAAGGGUUACAUGACACUAUAAAGUAUGGGAGAUAUAUAUAAUAUA